Messenger RNA from Drosophila willistoni, 5396 nucleotides. RefSeq names its product liprin-alpha-1 (gene Liprin-alpha). The record is from RefSeq and is a predicted model, not a curated record. The transcript has 15 exons. NCBI's taxonomy places the organism in Eukaryota, Metazoa, Arthropoda, Insecta, Diptera, Drosophilidae. Gene Ontology annotation, biological process: synapse organization. Gene Ontology annotation, molecular function: protein binding. Gene Ontology annotation, cellular component: presynaptic active zone. The coding region runs from base 277 to 3918 and encodes 1213 amino acids.
AUUAACAGAAUCAUUUGCGAGUAAAGUAAAAAAAAUUAUUGGGACGUUAAUUUUGCUGCCAUAAUUUGGCAAAUAUUUAAUUAUAAUUAACACAUAUGCAAAGACUGGACAGCGACAAAAGUUGUGUUGUUGCCGCUGCUUCUGUAGCUGCUGCCCUGCCGCCGAUCGGGGUACGUUUUUUAAGCCCAUUCAGCCGCAGUUUAGGCGAGGGGGGCGAAGGAGUUGUGCAUGCCUGUGUGAAUUGUUGAGGCGUGCUCUGGCGGCCCCAACUAAAUAAUGUGGAACAUGAUGUGCGACGUAAUGCCCACUAUUUCGGAAGAUAGCAUAUCGCAGCGUUCCUCCCAGUUCAGCGGCGAAGAUGCCAAUUUUGAGCAGCUUAUGGUCUCCAUGCUCGAUGAGCGGGACAAGCUUAUGGAUAGUUUGCGCGAGGCGCAAGAACGUCUUGGAGAGACUGAGGUCAAAUUGCAUGAUGUGGAAAAGGAGCGGGACAGUUUGCAAAGGCAGAUCAAUGCCAAUCUUCCACAGGAAUUUGCCACUUUGACAAAGGAGUUAACUCAGGCCCGCGAAACUUUAUUGGAACGCGAUGAGGAAAUUGGCGAGUUGAAAGCAGAACGCAAUAAUACCAGACUUCUCCUAGAGCAUCUGGAAUGCUUGGUAUCCCGACAUGAGCGCUCCCUGCGCAUGACUGUAGUGAAAAGACAAGCUGCAGCUCAAAGUGGCGUCUCCAGUGAGGUGGAGGUGCUCAAGGCUUUAAAAUCUCUGUUCGAGCAUCACAAGGCCUUGGAUGAGAAAGUGCGUGAACGUUUGCGUUUGUCCAUUGAGAAGAAUAAUGUGUUGGAGGAGGAGUUGACCACCACCAAAGACGAACUAACGCAAUAUAAGACCGGUGCACUGCAGCGUGGUGAUGGAGGUGGAAGUGGAACUGGAACAGGGAGUGGCGCGGGUUCUGGUCCAGGGGGAGUGGGCAAUGAGAAUGGGCUUAAGGAAAAGAUGACCGGGGGAGCUGCAGGCGUCAAUGGCGAUGCCAAUGAGCUAAAUGAUUAUGCGGCCAAAACACAUGAACUGCAAACCAUUAUUGAAAAGCAGACAUCGGAACUUUCUCAAUGGCAGCGUCGUGUCUCCGAUUUGAAUAACAAAAUCAAUGAACUGGAAGAAAAUAUGUCGCGUGUCCAGAAAGAUCAUUGCAAGGCCCAAGAUCAAUGCUCAAAAUUGCAACGUGAUCUACGUGAGAAUGUGGCUCAAAAGGAAGAUCAGGAGGAACGCAUUGCCACGCUGGAGAAGCGAUAUCUGAAUGCUCAGCGAGAAUCCACGUCAUUGCAUGAUCUUAAUGAGAAACUGGAACAAGAGUUGAGGCAUAAAGAGGCCCAACUUAAGCUGCAUGAAGAGAAAAUCAGCGCAAUUGAAGAGAAAUUGGAACUCUCCGAACAGAAAUUGGCCCAACAUGCCAAACUCCAGCCGGAUAUGGAAGAGCAAUUGAAGGCGCGCAUGGAGGCAUUGACUAAGGUAGGAAAUAAGGCUCAGGAAAGACAUGGGUCAGCUGAGGAUCGCAUACGAGGAUUGGAGAACAAUCUGGAUGAAAAGACCGCUGAAGUUGUUAGACUCAAUCAACGUCUUAAAAUGAAUGAGGAGCACAACAUACGCUUAUCCUCGACAGUGGAUAAAUUGCUAUCCGAGUCCAAUGAGCGCUUGCAGGUCCAUCUAAAGGAGCGUAUGCACGCCCUGGAUGAGAAGAAUGCUCUCACGCACGAAUUGGAGAAGGCUCGCAAGGUGGCCGAAGAGCUGCAUCAUGAGAAGAGUGAAAUUAUGAAGGAAUUGUCCAAGACCCGAUUGGAGAUUGAGAAUUUCAAGCGGCAGCUGUUGCAGCAAGAGAUUGCCUACAAUAUCCAGCAGACAGAAGCCCUGACGCGAAGUCUAUCGCCGAGCAGCGUUGAUCCCAGUGGUGGAGCUUUCACGAGGAGUGCCUCACAUGCUAGCUUUGAGACGCACUCUCUGCGCAGACCAAGCAAACAAUCGAGAAUGUCAGAGGAGAAUGCUCUGGCUCGCUCAAUCACUGAGCAGGAAUGGGAGAAAUUGCAGCAGGCGGCGCAUGCUCAGCAGCAGGCAUAUGAGCUGGUGGCGGCAAGUGCUGCUGCUGGCGUGGAUUGCGACGAUAGUGAUGUUCUAUAUGCGGCAGCAACGGCAGAUAUGAUGUCGCCUUCGGGGCAUACAGAUGCCCAGACAUUGGCCAUGAUGUUGCAGGAGCAACUGGAUGCCAUUAACAACGAGAUACGCUUAAUACAAGAGGAGAAGCAAUCGACUGAGGCGAGGGCCGAGGAGCUGGAAUCGCGUGUGGGCAGCUUAGAGCAUGUAAAUCUCUUGGCACGAGGGCGCUCUAUGGACAGACAAAGUCCGCCCAUGAGCGGGAGGAGUACUCCAAAUAGUCCGCAAAGGGAUUUCAUGCAAAAGUAUCAUACGCUCAACUUGCCAGUGCUAUCAAGUGAUGCCUCACGAGAGGAAUUGCAUGGUGGCAUGUCUACAACCGGAGAUUCUAGUUCCGGAGGAGCUGCCUCUCCUCUAACUGCUCGGUCUAUGCGCCUGGAGCGUGUGGCUCAGGCAUUGGCUCACAGUCAAGAAGAGCUGCGACGUCGUUCCAUAGGAUUAGCUCCAAAUAAUCCUGUAGCCCCGAAUCAUACUGGUUCCCAUAUGCCUCUAAGCAGUCACAAUUAUGGCUUGUCACCACUUAGCUCUCGCUACGGCAGUCAGGAGUCACUGCGUCAUUACAAUACCAUGGGUUCAAUGUCCAUGCUGCAAACACCCACCUCGGGUGUCUCACGAGAUGCAGCCGCUGCGGCAGUCCAAAAGAAAAAGGGCAUUAAGUCUUCUCUGGGCCGAUUCUUUAGUAAAAAAGAGAAGGUCAAGGGGGUCAAGGAUACGCUACCCGAUGGUUCUCCAAGUAUGAUGUCCAUUGGCAAUCUUUCGAUUGGUCUAAGUGAAGUGGAUUCUCAAUACGAUGCCAUGAGCAUGACGGGCGGCAUGAUGCCAAGAAUUGCCAGUGCUCAGGGUUCUAAGAUAAGCAGCGUCGACUAUGGCAGGCAAAAGAAAGAACAUGACUAUCGCAAUGAUUUGCUGGGAGAAGCCAUGAAGGCGGGCACACCAUUUGCCUUGUGGAACGGACCCACCAUUGUUGCCUGGCUGGAACUUUGGGUGGGCAUGCCUGCCUGGUAUGUGGCUGCAUGUAGGGCAAAUGUUAAAUCCGGGGCCAUUAUGAGUGCAUUAAGCGAUACUGAAAUCCAGAGAGAAAUAGGCAUUAGUAAUCCUUUACAUAGGCUCAAAUUGCGCCUAGCCAUACAAGAAAUGGUUUCACUGACCUCUCCCUCAGCCCCGCAAACGUCACGAACCACUUUGGCCUUCGGCGACAUGAAUCACGAAUGGAUAGGUAACUAUUGGCUGCCUGGUUUGGGUUUACCGCAAUAUCGCACAACGUUUAUGGAGUGUCUGGUCGAUGCUCGCAUGUUAGAUCAUUUGACCAAGAAAGAUUUGCGCGGUCAACUCAAGAUGGUCGAUAGUUUUCAUCGCACCAGCUUGCAGUAUGGCAUUUCUAUGCUAAAACGCUUAAACUACGAUCGGACUGAGCUGGAGCAUAGACGAAAGAUGAGCGAAAAUGGCUUGUGUGAUGUCCUAGUAUGGAGUAAUGAGCGUGUGAUACGCUGGGUGGGGAGCAUAGGACUUAAGGAAUAUGCCAACAACUUGCUCGAAUCGGGUGUGCAUGGCGGCCUGAUGGCUUUGGAUGAGAGUUUCGAUGCAAAUGCCAUGGGCUUGGCCCUGCAAAUUCCCACGCAAAAUGCUCAGGCUCGCCAAAUACUGGACACAGAGUUCAAUAAUUUGCUACAAAUUGCCACAGAUCGGAGGCCCGAGAAUGAACAGCGUAGUGCAUCCUGAUGCAGUUAUAGUCCGCCCACAACAUUGGUGGAUGAGUAAAGAUGAUGAUGAUGAUGCAGAUGAUGAAGAUGAUGAAUUCAAGAAGAUCAGAAAGAAACCUACAAAAGACCAGGGGCAAAUUUUUUCCUACAGACAAAACAAAACAAAUGAAAAAAAAAACAAAAAGUUGAAUCAGCAACAACUGAGCCACAAAAUUCUAACAAGAAAGACGCAACGCAAGAGACUCUCCCCCAGCAUGAUGCACGUCUAAUCUUUAUAUAUAUAAAUAUUAUAUAUAUAUAUAUAUAAUACACGCAUAGUCAUAUAAUCCAUAACAAGACAAUGUAUACAAGACAUAGCACAUACAUAUAUAUAUAUAUAUAUAUCAUAUAUAUACUCUAUAUAGGACAUACAUACGUAGUUUGCAUGGGCGCCCUGUACAAGUUUUAGAAGCUAAUCCAUAAUUAUUUUGAUUGUACAUUUUUUAUUUGUUGUUUUAACAAAGUGACAUACAUAAUUAGUGUAAUUUAGAGUUGGUGUUUCUAGUUCGAACUAAUUCUCUGUACGUCAGGAUAUUUAGUUCGUUUAGUGCAAUAUUUAACUGAAGGCUCUAUAAUUAAAAAAAAAAAUUGUCCAUCGAUGUUAGGUUUUAGGUAUAAACCAAUUUUUUCCAUUUUUUUUUUUUUGAUACAAAACACUGCAAAUUAAAGAUAUUUAUACAAAAGCUUACAGCAUGAUUAUGAUUAUUCAGAUUGGAUAUACGAUACUAUAAUUUUAUUGUUCACUUUCGCUCUUAUUGGCAUUUUUUUACUAUAUCAUAUAUAGUAUGAUUGGUACUAGACCAUGAAAUUUAGUGCAAACAUAUUUGAUUUGUUUUUAAUGCAUUUGGUUGUCAUUUGUCUGAUAUAAUACCAAAUGAUGUUGCCAAUUUUGAUCAAAAUAGUUUGAUUAUCGAUAUAUCAUAUAGGAAUGAUUGGUACAAAACGCUAGUAUUAGAUUUAGUAGAACAAGUUACGGUAAUGGAACUUGAAUUUUGCAAAGGGUUAAGGGCCAAAUUUCAUUGUAAUUGAAUGACAUCAGACUCGAAUUUUGAAGGUUUAUUGUCCUAAACGAUCUGUUUGAAGCUGCCUACAGAGAAAUCUAGUUGAACUAGUUUCCGAAACUCUAGUGUAAUUGGGCUUGCAAUAGACUAACAGUAUUUUUGGAUUUUGUUUUACCCAGCAGUUGGACGAACGGAUUGACGGACAAAUAGAGAUAAAUAGAGAGAAUGCGUGCUUUGAACCAAAUUCGUAACCAAACUUGUUUGUUAUAUAAUUUUUAUGGCAUUUUGUACAGUUAACUUUUUUAAUUUUAUUUUUUCUUUAUAUAUAGAUGUCCUAACAUACGCUUUACAUAAUGACAUUAUGACUUUAUGUUUUACCUUAUUUUUGUUACAUUUUUUUUUUGAAAAAUGUUUGGUUAUUGUAAAAGUCAGAAGGCGUUCCAAUUGAGUUUAUAAA